This is a messenger RNA of Euleptes europaea (tarantolino), 1032 nucleotides long. RefSeq names its product cyclin O (gene CCNO). Gene Ontology annotation, molecular function: cyclin-dependent protein serine/threonine kinase regulator activity. NCBI's taxonomy places the organism in Eukaryota, Metazoa, Chordata, Lepidosauria, Squamata, Sphaerodactylidae. Gene Ontology annotation, biological process: regulation of cyclin-dependent protein serine/threonine kinase activity; mitotic cell cycle phase transition. The record is from RefSeq and is a predicted model, not a curated record. Gene Ontology annotation, cellular component: centrosome; cyclin-dependent protein kinase holoenzyme complex; cytoplasm.
AUGGUGACCGGCGGCCCUGCUGAGGCGCUGGGCCGGCGGCGGCGGGGCGGAGGGGGGGGGACGCCGGCCAAGCGGCGGCGGGCCGAGGCGGCGACCCCCGAGGAGCGUCCCGAGCCCCAGGGCGGCGCCCAGGCCGGCCUCCAGCCCCGCGCGCCGGUCAAGAGGAGCGAGCCCCCCCCGGUGGGACGGGCGGCCGGCCGGCCCGGCUCCUCCUCCUCCCCCUCCCCCUCCUCCGGCGGCCGCGGCCCGCCCGCGCGCCCGCUGGAGCGGCAGGUCUUCCGCGACUACGGGCGGAGCUGGUACCGCUGCCGGAAGGCGCUGGAGGGCGAGCUCCACCCGCUGGACCCGCUGGCCCGGCAGCCGCAAGUGACUGCAGAGGCCCGGUGCAAACUGAUCAGCUGGCUAAUACCAGUGCAUAAACACUUUGGCUUCUCUUUUGAGUCCUUAUGCCUGGCAGUAAACACUCUAGACCGCUUUCUCACCACAACCCCAGUGGCCGCUGACUGCUUCCAACUCCUAGGGGUCACCACCCUCUUCAUUGCUUGCAAACAGGUAGAAGUGCACCCGCCGAAGGUGAAACAGCUCUUGGCUCUUUGUUGUGACACUUUCUCCCGCCAGCAGCUCUGUAACCUGGAGUGCAUCAUCCUGAACAAGCUCCGCUUCAACUUGGCAGCCCCCACCGUCAACUUCUUUUUGGAAUAUUUCACGUACGUGCGGCUGGAGGCUUGUGAGGAUUAUGCCUGGGAGGCCAGCAAUGCCAAGGCCCUGGCCAAAGGUGUGGCUGAACUUAGCCUGGCUGACUAUGCUUUUAACAAAUACGUGCCUUCCUUGCUGGCCGUUUGCUGCUUGGGGCUGGCUGACCAGAUGUUACACCACCAGAAACCACUGGACCUGCAUUUAAGUGACUAUUCGGAAGAGGUUUUACAGGACUGCCUGGACAAACUACAUUUACUGGUAUCUUUGAAUGAAGACUCUUUGCCUCUUGUGUUGCCCCCUGAGAUUUCAGAACAGUGUCUGCAUGUGGAUAAAUGA